AUGUCAAACACUCCGUUUCCAAUAGUUGCCGGUGACCAUGCGUCAGUACACAAAACCGGAAAAAGAAUCACUUUUAAGCACUAAACCAAAUUACUACUUCUUAACGUGCUAACUGCAAUUUUCCUUAUAACAGCACCUGAUCUAAUUUGAACUCAGAAAGUAACUAAGACUUCGGCCCGACUUUAACAAUGAAAAAAUAAUGAAUUCAGUUUUGGGAGCCGGCUGUCCUUAGUAAAGCACUGACUCACUGGAGACUCGAUGUAACGAAGAGCUAAGACACUUGACAUCUUAAAGGGUCGAUGUGUUCCUCGUUUCGUCCUAUCGAAGUCAUUAUUUUCGAUCAGCAAGUCGUACUGUCUAUUACUGAGACGAAGAAUAUCGUUCAUUUUGCCAGAAAUUAUUUUAUAUGAAGGUUACUUUUAUUUGUAAACAAAUAAAGGUGGCUGUUGUCCCAGUCGGCUGAACAAAGCAGGAACAACUUGUCAUCUAAGGGAAUGAGCGAAAUUGAUUGGGAUCAACCAAGAAAUGAGCGUGUGCGAGCUCUGUAUUUUCGAAUCAUCUUAAAAGGGAGUUGUACGGAAUUCGAAGGGAUGCUUAAACCGCGCUAUUAAGAACUAUAAUGAAUAUCAUUUUUCUUUAGGAUGAGCAAGUUGAUUGGAUUCAUCGUGUUUUUUCUGCUGUUGCUGUUAGACCUAUCGCCAAGUUUGGGGUGGAAAUGCGGUGGAGCGAGGUGUAAAGUAAACGAACAUUCCUCGAUUCCAGUGGACCUUCCAAGGCUUUGUGGCGACAGGAUAAUGGAUUAUUACUCGGCUAUUUGUGGUGAAAAGGUGUGGGCGAAAAGGGGACGCAAUAGAGGUUAGUAGCAUAGAGGGUCCCAAUAGGUUUUUUGGAUACCGGAUUUUCCCUUAUUUAAAAUUCGGGAUUAGGUAUUCACCGUAAUUUUUAGGGAGUUAUUAUAACUCCAAAAAUGGAGUAAAAAUUUUAGGUACAGGAUAACCCCAUUUUUGGGGUUAUUUUAACUCGUAAUUUAACUCCGAAUUUGGGGUCAUUUUUACUCCUGAAAAAGAGUUCUUUUUACUCCCAGUCUGGAGUUGAAAUUACUCCGAAAUGGGGUUACUUGUACUCCUUACAUGGGUUGUUUUUACUCUUUUUGGAGUUAAUUUAACUCUGAAAGUGGAGUAAAAAUUUUAGGUACAGGAUAACUCCUUUUUUGGGGUUAUUUUAACUCCUCAAUAUCUGGGGUCACUUUUACUCCUGAAAAAGAGUUCUUUAAACUCUUUUUUGGAGUUAAAAUAACUCCACGAAAAAUAACUCCACUGUCAGGAGUUAAAUUAGCCCCACUAGAGGAGUUAUUAUAACUCCCUGAAAAUUACAGUGAAGCAUGCGUGGGAGGAGGAAUGCCAAAAAUUGCCCUCGGGAUUACUAGAUUGCACGAAAUUUUGGGUCGGAAUAACGAGAUUAGAGAACCUUAUUGGUGACCCUCAGCAUACACUUUAAACAAACUAAUGCCUAUAUUUUAGUCGAAUUCUACGUUUUAAGGGAGAGAGCAUUCGGUUGAUGAAGGUAAUGUUACACUGGACGAUUUGUAAGGACAUAAGCACAACACUGCGGUUGCAAUGUUUUAACAAUGUUGCAACAAUGUCGAAAUAAUGUCCUAGCGAUGUACGCUGCAGUGCGUUGGGCUAAAAAGCGUCGUUGAGAAUUGUCACGUGUAGGAUCACCUUUAAUAUUCUUUGGAGCUUUUUUUACGAAGGGACUGUUUAGAUUGCAGCCUUCGCCUUCACGAUUCUCUUUAAGGAAACUGCCACCAGAGCUAACCUGAGGACCUCUAAGAGAGAACAUUCACCAAGACUUCAAAUAAGAGUGGCCGUUCAGAUAAAGUGUUCGAGGGUAAUUAUAGUUCUGCCUUGCUUCGUAUCAUGAUUGGCCGAAAAAUUAUCAAAUGACCGUCUGGACUCUCGAUCAACCAGAAUUAAAAACAGAAUUCGUGCGUUUAAAUUUCCCGCGUUUGGGCUUCAUAUAUUUACUUUGAGGCCUGAUUGGCUCAUUUGACAGUCCCUUUCUGUACUUGGAUUCAUGACACUGAACAGAAACCGCUCCAUCUGACACAUUUAAACAACACAGUUAGCAGCAUAAGUACGUUAAGUAUGAUCGUCCGGGUGAACGUACUAGUCCUGAAUAGGACUUUUGUUGACAGUGAGUUGACGUUUCGACAACCUGUGCGGUAGUCAAUUAACUUCAGAGUAAAAGUGAGUUGUAUUACUUCAGUUGAUGUUAUCAAUCUGAAACUCUGAUUAUUGACCUGAUGGGUCAAUUAAGUCGCGAUGUUAUUGAUCGUCUGCCAGUUAAGCCGUGUUGUUAUUGGCUAUGAAAACUCGUAAUAAAUGAUGAUUGGUGCGUUUCUUCAUAGCCAACUAAUUGACCAAUCAGUCAAUAACGUAACCAGAAUUUAUUACCAUCAAACGGACGUGAUGCACUCAUAUAUUGUGACUCUGAACAUGACUGCUACACAGGUUGUUGAAACGUCAGUCACUGUCAGCAAAAGUCGUAUUCAGGACUGCGUUCACCUGGACGAUCAUACAUACUCAAUCUACAUAUGAAAAGGUUGAAACCUUUCACACACUUAGCACCCUUGAGAGAAUCCGAAAAUCGCCCAUGAAACUCAUUAAGACCCUAUUCCUUGUAGGUAAACAAUCUCAUGUAAUAAAAUAAUGUUUUCAACAAAACAUUUGAAAAAUUUGAAUACAAAUAACUCUCUCAAGUUUAAUAUCAAUUCCUCAUUGUAUGGCCGGAGGUAUGUGUCAUAUUACCUCUUGACACCAAAAUCAUUAGAUUUUCCAGGUUUGAACUUUUGUUUCUCCGGCUACUUAGGACAUAAAUUAACGAAACUUUACCAAAAUUAAUAAGCUUCAUUUUUCGUAUUUCUUCCACCAGAUAUAACCACUGACUUAUUCAUUCAAGGGAAGAAAGAAGCUCAAAGCUUUCUCUCAUUUAGAAAGCAAAAGAGAGCCAGAAAGGGCACAGACGUUAUCGAAGAAUGCUGUGUUGAAACUUGUAGAAUAGAGGAACUCAAAGAGUACUGUUUUUAA
Porites lobata is the source of this 3089-nucleotide messenger RNA. Lineage: Eukaryota; Metazoa; Cnidaria; Anthozoa; Scleractinia; Poritidae. The record is from the annotation of a GenBank genome assembly.